Messenger RNA from Hyalella azteca, 3355 nucleotides. RefSeq lists its product as uncharacterized. The coding region runs from base 193 to 2793 and encodes 866 amino acids. Gene Ontology annotation, molecular function: mRNA binding. The record is from RefSeq and is a predicted model, not a curated record. The transcript has 5 exons. NCBI's taxonomy places the organism in Eukaryota, Metazoa, Arthropoda, Malacostraca, Amphipoda, Hyalellidae. Gene Ontology annotation, cellular component: ribonucleoprotein complex; nuclear outer membrane-endoplasmic reticulum membrane network; endoplasmic reticulum. Gene Ontology annotation, biological process: intracellular mRNA localization.
UGUUCUUUUUAUCAAGUAAAGGUUGUACAAAGCUAAUUUUUUAUCAAAAUUAUGGUCAUAAAUUAUUUAUAUUAUAUAACUGAUCUUGUUUGAGAUGUGAUGUUGUCAAAUACAUCAAAAUAUUGGCACCAUUAUAUGUGUCUUGCUGUUGAUGUAUUUUAAGUCUCAUUUCCCUUACUCAAUUACCAUACAAUGGCCAAUUUUACCUGCCAUAAAUCUAUGACCUCUAAACCUGAGGGAGCAAUGACAACAAAUAAAAUAUCAGUUUUGACCAGUUUACACAAAUGUGAUGAUCACAUAUCAUCAUUGAAAACCCUGAUACAGAAGAAUUUGAGGGAAAUGAGUAUUCUGCAAGAAAAAAAGAAAAAAUUUGAAGAGAGUAGAGAAAAGUUGUGUGAACAGCAACCCAAGCUUCAGGAACAACUGCAGAAAACAAUUGAAGCAAUUGCAAAAUCUGAAACGGAAUGUUUCAACCUGAAGAAAAAGCUGCCUUACUUGAGCCGUGAAGCUAUUUUGGACAAUAUUAAGCAUUUGGAGUUGCAGCUGAGACUUCACAACUACCGUCCUCGCGAGGAAGAAUUAAUGUUGAAGGAAAUAACAAAAUUGCAGGACUCUGUGCCUCUUUUGGAGGAGUACAGAACUUGUGUACAGCAAAACAGGAAACACCGCAAUGACAGGGUGAAGCUUGUGAGCCAACGCAAUGCUGGCUAUGACACGCUGCAAACCCUCCUGCCCAAGAUUGAUGCUUUGGCUGUCCUAUUGGCAAAAGAACAAAUCAGCCUACAGGAGAAUAGAUCCGGUUUAGAAGAGGUUCAGAAACACAAAUUGAGUCUCCUUGAGGUGGCCCAAAGACAACUUGAGAAACGAGAGCGACGUAAAGCUGAUGCAGAACGUAGGAAGUCGAAGAAGCCAGCAUUGAAGCCUGCAUCAGCUGAUCCUGAACCUUUGCCGGUCACUCCUAGAAGACUGGUGGCCAUUGAACGAGACGUGUAUGGACCACAGCUGGAUGCAUGCCAUCGGCUGCUUCCAUAUUGCCGCUCCCUUGUACCUCCUUCAUUGACGAGUGAUCUAGCACCUGAUCAUCCCUCUCUAAGCAGUCAAUGUAAGGAAACAAAGCUCCCCAGUCACUCCAGCAAUUUUUCAUCAUCUCAAGAAGAUGGUAAAUUUUACUCUAAGCCCCAAGAAAUAGAAGAAUUUGCUUCUACACGACCCAAGUCUUUGCAACACUUGAAGAAAAGAGCGCGCAAUAAGAACAAAAUGAAUAUCAAACAUCCUCCAGACGUUAUUGGUCUUUUCAUGGACCUUGGAAUAAAUGUGCCCAGGUAUACAGUCGACAUUCCAGCUGUGCUGGUUGAUAUAGAGCAGAAAUUGAACUAUUUUGAAUUGCUAAAUGAGCAAUUAUAUUUGAAUGCUGUAAAAGCAGCUAAAGCACAUGGUGAUGAAGUAGAUAUUGUUCAUGUAAUAUCGAAUAAAAAUCAAAUUCCCAAGAAAAAGAACAAGCACUUCGUGUCUGGUUUUAUGCAAAACGAGGAGAUUGGUGGACAGAAUGACAAUACAGAUGGCUUCAGGUCUCAUAAAACAUACAAUAUAUAUGAGAGUGAUUUGGAAAUCGAUCCCUUAGAAGCAAAGUCUCCUAUGAGGCUAUAUUCCUCAGUAGCCAAAACGCCUUUGACACCCAUGAUGAAAAGCAGUGAUUCAGAAUUUGAAGGCGGCCAAAAAUCUGAUGUCCAAGACAGUGAUUCCAAUACAAUUCAAGCUGAAACAUUAAAGCCUUCUUCUACAACCGAUCAAAUUGCUAGUUGUUUGGAAUCCCCUCAAGAUUUUGUAACCAAUCAUUCUGAUGAAAAUGGCACGAGAAUCAAGGAAAAUUUCUGCAUAGUUCCCACUAUUGAUUUACCCCAAGACGGCAUUGCAGAUCAUCCAGAACUUGAGGGUCAAGCCCUACCUUCAGCUGUAGCUUGUGUAUCAAAAUCGACUGAACGUAGAACAAUUACAGAAGAAGAUUGUGAAAGUGGUGUGUUUGAGAACGAACCUAAGUGUAAACCAAAUUCUUCCAAGAUUUCUCAUAACGAACAAGACAAGCUAUCCUCAGAUCCAAAUGGAUUUCAGAAAUCUGAAAACAAGACAAGUGGUACUCGAGCUUGUGAAAUUAUAAAUGAAAAUUAUAUUGAUUUCCCUAAUAUAGUGGUGGAUCAAGUGGUUGUGAGCCCUGCUGAGCAUUUCGUCCCAAUUGACCAAUCAUGCAGCAGCGUCAGCAGCUCGUCCAGCGGCUGCUCAUGUGCUGGUAGUUCGAGCAGCGCCUCCACUAAAAGCCUCAGUCCCGCCUUCACUGCACCAAGAGAUCUGUCAUUAAAUACAGACCCAAUUGAGAAACAACUUCCACUCACAAGUGAUCACUUAUUACUUGGUUAUGAUAGUAUUGGAGUGUGUCAUGCCAGUAGCUCCCUUCAAGUAGGAGAUACUGAAGCAUUGAAAAUGCAUCAGCUACAAAGUAAACCCCGUCCAACGUCUUUGGAUCUUUCGUCUUCGCAUAACUCUGUCCAUUGUAACCGUGAGCGAAUAUCUAUUUCAUCCAGCUCAAAAUUAGGCCAAUCCACUAUUUUACCAAAGAAUUUGAAGUCCCCAAGCAAUAAUAGAAAUGUUGACAACAAGAACUCUGAUACCGUUUCUACGAAGGAAACUGAAGCUAUGUCCGGGUUUUGUGCUCUCUCUCCUCUCCAGGCAGCUGCAAUUGGCAGCGUUAGCACCAAUUCUUCUGCUUCGUACGCGUCCAUCACCAGCAAAAAUUUCUGAAAUUAUGCAAGUGUUAUGUACGAAUUCUUAGAAAUCUUUCAAUUGCCAAGGUCACAAAAGUGUGAUUUUUAUGCUAAGUAUACGUAAAAAAUGUCAAGUCAGCUGUUAAUCACUGACAUAACACAAUAAGUUUAGCAGUCAUGGAAGGUACCUGUAUCUUCUCUAAUGUGAUAUGAAUCGCAUACGCUGAAACUGUUACAGUAAUUGAAAGUAAUUUAUUAUGUUAUCCACUUUCCUUAGAUCUUUAUUACCUCUAGACUACUGAACGAAGAGAGCUGGCUACUUCUUUGAAGUAUUAUUUGAUAUAUAUUUACGCAAAUAAAAAUUUUUCAUGCUUCUGUGACAUGUACAUUCUCAUUCAAUUUUUGGAUAAGCUUAAAACGCGAUUCGGUGAAUCUGUGAAAUUACAUCCUAUCUUAAUAACUGAAAUUCACUGCUAUUGUGCUUUAUUUCGGAAAUAUUUUACCAGCUAUUAUGCUUUCACUUCCCACUAUCGCGUUUGGCAUCCUGCGAGCGACCUCAAAUCUUACGAUUUAUGAUCUGAUCUCUGAUUCCCCGAGAA